ACGCCCAUUUCUGCAUUCGCCGCUUGAGAUUUUGCUGCCUUUGCCAGACCGCUUUUGCAUUUUCUAGAAUAAUCAGGGAUUUCGCCCUGAUAAACUCUCAGCAGGCAAUAAUUUUUGCGCAAUAUGGGAAGCAGGGAUGAGCAAAUCGAAGCCUUUCGUCUAGAACACGAGUCAGACGAGCACUGGGAGCUGCGUCGCGAGUUUUUGGAGGAGCACUUUGACAAGUUCCACACCAGCAAACUCCUCUGCCUGUCGCACACCUACGUCAACAUCGAAGUUCUCGGUUGCAGGUACCCUAAUGAGACGAUGAAAAUAAUCGCGGAUCUGGCAGCCGGUCUUGGUUCAGCUCAUAAGAAAAGAAAGGAGAAGAAUGCUCAGCGAAUCACCAUGGACGCGUCAAAUGCUGCGGAGCAGCGAAUAAAACACAGAACUGGUGGUGAAUUGCGAAACAACCCUCAGCCGAAGGUUACGUAUGGUCCAAGCGUCGUCGGUGGUCCCUCUGUCAACUAUGGACCACCGGUGACAGGGAACAGGAACUACGGCUACAGAACUUAAUCAGCUCGAAUUGUUAGAAUCAGCACUAUGUAUCAGCAGUGCAGUGCAAGAAGGCUAAGUGAGUGGACUCUUUCCAACCAUUUUUUUAAGUGCAAGAAGGUAUAAUUUUAUCAACGAUUAAAAAAAAUCACAUUCUUCUUAUUCUGGGUGACCAGAUUGUUCAAGACUAGAAGAAUAAUUAUAUAAAAUUUUCAUAAGACAAAAUAUUGUCAUAAACUUUGAAUAGCAGAAAGCACCUUAAUUAAAAAAAAAUAGACCUUAUUCAAAUAUCAGAAUUGAAUUGUUUCAAAAAACUUGUUUUAUUAAUUGAUUACUCAUGCAAGGAUGUGCAGGUAAAAUAAAUUGACCCAGGCAGACCCAGGUUUGGGCAAUCAAUGUUCAGAUUGUAUUUUCCAUCACUUUUAGGACUAACUUUUUUAGAGAUUUUGUUCAUUUAAAACAAAGAUUCAACAAAUUUGGUUCUUGAAGAAUAAAAAGAAAUUUACUGAA
Neocloeon triangulifer is the source of this 1044-nucleotide messenger RNA. RefSeq names its product partner of xrn-2 protein 1. The record is from RefSeq and is a predicted model, not a curated record. Lineage: Eukaryota; Metazoa; Arthropoda; Insecta; Ephemeroptera; Baetidae. The transcript is spliced from 3 exons. Bases 124 to 555 code for a protein of 143 amino acids.